This is a messenger RNA of Dermacentor albipictus, 4792 nucleotides long. RefSeq lists its product as uncharacterized. The record is from RefSeq and is a predicted model, not a curated record. Gene Ontology annotation, molecular function: protein binding. Lineage: Eukaryota; Metazoa; Arthropoda; Arachnida; Ixodida; Ixodidae. Gene Ontology annotation, biological process: signal transduction.
UUUAUACGUCGCUUUUCUCUCUCUUUCUCUCUUUCUUUUUCUUCCGCUAAUCGUGUCCAGUCGCGCGGCCGCAAAAUGUGAAGUUGGCGUGCGAACGAGUGAAGACGUCCGGUUCCCUGGAGUCACGGUCCUGCGAGGCAGCCGAGGCGACGGUUUCCAAAUCGGAGAGCUGCUCCGGAAGCGUCUUCAGCCGCAGAGGCUCCGCGGAGACGGCCGACCGGCGACAUACGAUGACGUAACAAGCGGGAAGGAAGCCGUCGCCGCCAGGUGACCCGUAGCACAGAGGAAGGAGGGCAUGCGGUUCCACGGCGUGCACGGGGCCAACGUGCUCAUCGACGAGGGCGGCAAGCGGGCCACCAGGCUGGCGUCCUUCUGCGACGCGAUCACGUUCAGCGCCAAGCCCGUGGCCGUUGGCUCGCGGCUGUCGCUGCAGCUCACCUCCAGCGAGUCCUGGACGGGCGCGCUGAGGCUGGGACUGACCGCGCACGACCCCGCCGCCGCCGCCGCCGUGGUCGGCUCGACCGUGACGGCGACCGUGACCUCGGGCUCGACGGCAAACAGCGGCGGCGCGAUGGCGCUGCCCCGCUUCAGCUGGCCCGAGCUGGCCUCCAAGCAGGGAUACUGGAUCCGACCACUGCCAGAGCGAUGGAUCGCUCAUUGUUUGAAGCUCACCUUCUACGUGAACGCACAGGGUCACUUUCAGCUAUUCGUAGACAGCGACUACAAGGGAGCGCUCUUCUCCGGACUGCCAACCAAGGAGCGGCUCUGGCUCGUCGUCGACCUCUACGGCAUAACGGUCUCGGCGAAGUUCGUCACGCCAUGCAGCUCGGCACCCGUGGAAGUGGUCGCCCGCGGUCCGGACGCCGUUCGCGCGUACAAGCAGGCGUGCGCCGAAGGCAGCGUGCCGCUCUACCGCACGCGGCUGUACAUCGUCGGCUGCCCCGGAGCCGGGAAGUCUAGCCUCAAGAGGGCGCUGCUCAAUGCCGGCGGUUCCGAGGGAGACGGCGGGGAGAGGUCGGUGGUGGACGCGGUGCACUGCUGCAGGACGUCCGAGAAAGGCGACGGGGCGCCCUGGAUGGCUCUGCCCACCGAGCUGCUGACGCGGACACCCGAGGACGUCGACCAGAACUGGGUGGAGCCGGACGUGGGCCACAUCAGCGACGCCGAGUACCACCAGGCGGUGGCCCUGAACGUGGUGCGCGAGAUGACGCUGCAGCAGCGCAAGCGACAGCACCAGGAGGACCGGCGCCGCCUGCUGGGCUCCACCCGGAGCUCGGUCAAGGGCCAGGGCGUGCUCCGGCACCGGCACAACCACGCGCGUCACGGCGGGGUCACCGAGGGAUCGGCCGGGGGACACGGCACGGCGCGCUCGACUUCGGUCAAGUCGACUCACACGAAGGACACACCCACGGCGACCAGCUGGGACGGCAUGCCCCAGGACCUGCCGGCCGAGGUGGUGGCGCUGGUCGAACGCCUGCUGAAAGAAGCCGAAAGCAAACAAGACUUGGACGCCCGGGAGACCGAGAAGGGACCCCGGCUGACCUCGUCGUCCUCGGGAGGCGGCAACGCCACCGCGGGCACGGUCACGGCGCAGGUCACCAGCAGUCAGGUGACCUUCAUGAUCUGGGACUUCGACGGCCUGCCCAGGCACUUCAUCACCCACCAGGCAUUCUACUCAUCUCACGGCAUCUACCUACUCCUCUUCGACCUCACCAGGGACCUGAACGAGCCAAUUCACGUCCCGGACCAGACUCGUGGAAUGGAGGACCCGGGUUCUCCGCUGUCCACCAUCGACUACGUGCACCAGUGGCUCACCUCGAUCCACGUGUCGGCGGCGAGGACGCACCAGGACGGAGACUACGGGGCCGCCAAGGACGUCGAGGACGUGGACACGUCACAACUCCUGCCCACCGUCAUCCUCGUGGGCACUCACCGGUCCAGGCUCCGAGGAAACGCCCAGGCCAGGAAUAACACGAUCUCGGAGAAGUUCACGCAGCUGCGAGACACGCUGCGCAGCAAGGCGUACGGUCGCCACGUGCUGCCCAUGUACUUCGCCGUCGACAGCUGCGCGGAAACGUCGCCGCUGUCUCCGCCACCGGCCACCGCGACGGAGUCCAGCGGAGGCGGCGGCGACUUCGGCGGCGGCGGCGGCGACGACCCCGAGGAGGCCCUGGAGGCCCUCCGCCGCAAGGUGGAGCACGUGGCGGCUCGCAUGGACUGCGUGGGCCACGAGGUGCCGCUGCGGUGGCUCGCCUUCGAGAGGGCGCUCGCGAGGUUGCUCGAGAACGGCGUGUACUUCGCGAGCCUGUACCAGCUGGAGGAGAUCGGCCGCCAGGAAGGAAUCGACAGCGAAGAGGGCUUCCACUCGGUCGUGCACUUCCUCCACCAGCAGGGGAAGCUCGUGUGCUUCGGCUGCCAGCACCGGGGCACCGGGGUCGGCGCACUCGACAGUCGCUGGGACGGCAUCGUCAUCCUCAGGCCGCAGUGGUUCCUCGACGCCCUCUACAAGCUGGUCGGCUCGGCACCGCAGAAGCAGACCUGCUGGGAGGACGUCCCCAAGGGCAAGAAAGAGCCGGCCAGCUACAGGAUAAGCUACAAGCAGCUCAGGUCGCUGUGGAGCAACUCGACCGACCAGCUGGAAACGCUGGUGGCCGUACUCAGUUCCCUGGAUUUCCUGGUGGCGCACUACGAACGAAUUCCAUCGGAAAUGUCCCUCGGCGAUGAAGAAGAAGCCUUCUGCGUCGUCCCUUGGUUGACGACCUCGCUACAGACGAGGUCGAUGGCCUUGGGAAACUCUCCAAGCAGCGACGCGCUCGUGUUCUUCAUCGACUUCGCAGGACUUCUACCAGUGGGAUUCUUCACGCGCCUGGUGGUGCGCCUGUUGCGCUGGUGCGACUGGCGGGAGGCGACCUUUGUCAACGGCUUCGCCACCAUACCCUUGGACCGCGACAACGACCUGUUGCUCAAGCUGCAUCAGACGGCGCCCAGCCAAAACCGAGGAAGGAUCCAGGUGGUCAUACAGAGGACGAGUACGAUGGAGAAUUGGAUGGGCGGCAUCCCUCAACCGAGCAUCUGCGAAAAGGUGGUUCACCUGAUCGAGGCCGAGAUCGAGGCCCUCCGGGAGCUGUGGUACACCCGGCUAUGCUUCAAGUGCUUCGUCACGUGUCCCUGCAAGUCGUUGCCGUGCGCACUGCACUCGUCCAAGGACUGCCAGGACCAGAACUGCCUGCACUUCUUGCCCCUCGACGAAUGCCUGCACAGAAAGGUGGUGUACUGCGACUACAGGCGAGUCCAAACAGAGUUCGUGAGGCGGCACUUCCCAUACGCAUCGUUCCACGGAAUGAGGGGAUACAGCGCAGGCAUGCAGCGAGCUUCGAGCGCCACCGCGGUGUGGGACCCGGACCAGCCCCCGCUGGGGUUCUCGGCCUUCGGCUGGGAGGAACGGUUCGGGCCCUGGGAGGAGCCUCCUUGGCUGCGGGACGCCGCCAAGCUGCUCGAGUCCGGAAACACGGGACGUGAUUGGCUCGCCCUCGCGAAGAGGCUCGGCUACACGGACAAGGAGCUGAGUCGCUUCGUGGAGGAGGCGAGCCCGGGCGUGGCGCUGCUCCGCGACUGGCGCGAGAGCAACGGGGCGACGCGGUACUGCAUCGACGUGCUCAUCUCGUGCUUGCAGCAGAUCAGCCGGCACGACGUGGCCAGGCUCAUACAGGAAGAGAUGGAACCCGAAUCACUGGCGCCGCCGGUGUUCAUCAGCUACCAGUGGGACGCCCAGGAGGUGGUGCUAAACAUCCGCCAGCACCUCGAGUUCUCGGGAUUCCCCUGCUGGAUGGACGUGGGACAAGUGGGCGGCGGAGACUCGCUAUACGGAAAGAUCUACGAGGGCAUCAGCCGGGCGAAGGUGGUGCUGUGCUGCCUGACCCCGCGGUACGCCUCGUCGUCGGCGUGCGCCCGCGAGCUGAGCCUGGCCGACGUGCUGCGAAAGCCCAUCGUGCCCGUCAUGGUGGAGCCGACGCCCUGGCCCCCGCCGGGCCCCCUGGCCGUGGUGCUCAGCGCGCUCGUCUACGUCGACCUGUGCGGCAUCGGCGGCCACGGCGGCAGCGGCCGGCGCGCCGACUGGGAGAUGCGCUUCCAGGAGAUCGUGGCGCGCGUGGCCCAGUUCCUGGCGCCGCCCGCCAGCGCGCCCCGGCCGCACUCGAACAAGCACCGGGCCGCCGCCGCCACUCUCGCACCGCUGCUCGCGCAGCACGCGACCGUGACCGGCCCCGCCGCCAGCGCCAACGCCGCCUCGUCGACCAACGCCGCCAGGGCGGCGACACCGUCACCCAGGGCCAGCUUCAGCCAGGCCAAUCCGGUCCGGAACGACGACGAACGGGAACUACAGUCCGCCGCGUCCGUCCCAAUGGACGACGACCGAGAGUCCGACGCCAGUAAUCCGGGAUCGCCACAGUCCUGGGACCGACCGAACCGAGUGAUCAACCGAGUUGUUCGCUGCUCCAUCUGCGUCAUCAUCUGACACGGGCGUCACGCCCGUUGAGACUGUUUAAACAUAAUUAUGUACAUAAAUGUUUGUUGCCGCGGCUUGCCAUACACGUCACGUCUACAGCUCAAGUCAUUUCACUUCCCCAGGGGGUACACCACCCACAUAUACAUAUGUAUGUUACGUGAAGGCACAGUAGGGAGACCGUUUAGAGGGAAUAUUUGCAAGGGUAGUAAGCACUGGCGUACAUGGAAGCCAGCCAGCAUCAAGCAAGGCACUUCGUCGUCAUCAGAUCAGCAGAGGCCUCUUAUGGGA